AUGGUCGGCCCUCCCGCUUCUGUCGAUCCGGUGCAUUCUGCUUUAGAGGUUACGAAAGAGAUCAUCAACGUCUCCCCUCAUCUCAUCAAUGGUCGCACGCGCUUCUUCAUUAGUAACGACGGAGAGAAGGAUCUUUCGAUAAAGUUCGAUGUGUCCCCUUAUACCAUUGAGGGCACUUGGAGUUUUUUCGUUCUCAAUCUUCCAUCAAGCUACUAUACGCCAAAAUAUGACGCCUGGAACAGCCAUGACGAUGACUCCAGACCCGUCGAUCGCUUGAUUCUUCCAGCUGAUGGUAAAAAGUAUGGCAUUGAUGUCGUCUUUUCGGUACCACGCCCAAAGGUCUACACGAUUUACAUCACGAUCUCGGAUCGCUUGAAUAAAGACAUCAAGUUCGAACGCCUUAAAGUGAAUAUCGACGUCCUGCCCUAUAAGUCCCACGAUUAU
Mesorhabditis belari is the source of this 444-nucleotide messenger RNA. The record is from the annotation of a GenBank genome assembly. NCBI's taxonomy places the organism in Eukaryota, Metazoa, Nematoda, Chromadorea, Rhabditida, Rhabditidae.